Messenger RNA from Penicillium coprophilum, 885 nucleotides. RefSeq lists its product as uncharacterized. The coding region runs from base 1 to 885 and encodes 294 amino acids. The record is from RefSeq and is a predicted model, not a curated record. The transcript has a single exon. Lineage: Eukaryota; Fungi; Ascomycota; Eurotiomycetes; Eurotiales; Aspergillaceae.
AUGAUUGAUUGUUUGAAGGCUAUGGCGGCUUUUAUGAAGAAGUUCAAAAGGAAGCGAAGAGUGUCCACGGAGCUUCACUCUCGCUGGGGUGAUGUUUCUAUCACCUAUCCUACACAAGGGUCCUGGAACCAGUGGAAUCAACCUUCUGGUUUCGCCCAUCAAUCAGCAAGGGCAUCCGAAGAAGAUCAACGAUAUCUCCCAGAUGGCCCAUUACGCCAACCGAGCUCGGGGGCAUCAAGCAGAAGAUCCCGAAGCAUAGGCACCCGAGAACAUCAAGUCGAAGACCCUCCACCCUUUCCCACUGGAUAUUUUAAUCAAAACAUUCGGCGUCGAGUGGGAGACACCUCCACACCGCCAUCUCACACACCAUCAGGUCAAGGACUCGGCCUUGGUGAACUUAGCGGUGGGCCGCAUCGCCGACCCUCAAGUUCCAUUAUCAAUGACGAAUACACUACGGACGAAUCUUGCGACGAAGAAGAAGAAGAAGAGGAAGAAGAGCGAGAUACUCUGGGCCCACGAAUUCAAUUAAGCCCUCGAGAAUACGGCAUGGGAGAUGUCUCACACACAACACGCGACAAUCCCGAAGAUUUUGAUAUCCCAGCCAAGUCUCCUCCACUCUCUGUGACUUCGCGCAUGCGCCGUUGCAGUGUCCAAAGUUGUGCAACAGAACCCACAGCAUCUAUAUCGGGUGGCACCAACUCGAGACGAACGAGCUUUACCGCUGCUUCCUCCAUCUCUGCUCUCUCUAUGCCACCUUCUACACCUCGCGCUUCACACACCCUCAAGCCACCUCCCGAGAAAAGUUACCCUCCCCGUACAAAACAACGGGAACCUGAAACCGCGCCUCAGGAAAUGGUGCCUUCCUAUGAUGAGCUCUAUGGUUGA